Molecule: messenger RNA, 205 nt
Organism: Entrophospora sp. SA101
Lineage: Eukaryota; Fungi; Glomeromycota; Glomeromycetes; Entrophosporales; Entrophosporaceae
Source: the annotation of a GenBank genome assembly
AUGAGUGGUUUAGUUGAUUUAACAUUAGAAUAUGAGCCAACUUAUGGUUGUGAAGAAUAUGCAGGAUAUCUAACAACCAAUUCUCAUUUAUUUUGCCAUUACCACCGAAUAAUUCGUCAACCACUAGCCAAAAAAAAUAUGAUAAGAAAUGUAGGCCACGUGAGAGCUUCAUUUAGUGACCAAUGGAAGUGUAGGAAUACGCCAG